CGCUUCAGAUGUUGCGGACACUGAUACCCACGCAAAGCGCCUCAAGAGGUUAUAGAAUGAUGCAAUUGGACUUUGGGUGUAGUCGCACGUGCACUGCCAAGGAUGCUCAACAAUGGGACGAUUUUGAAUAAUUAGCCUAUAGCGGCUUCCUUGUUUUCCAAAUAAUGUAACAACAUUUGUGUGAUGUAUGCAGUCAUUUCGAGCGCUUGGAGUGAGAAGACACACAUUUUGUGCACUCGGAGUACAACAAUUGUUUUAAAAUACAGUCAUAAAAGUGUGCAUUUGAGAUCUGGAUUGAUGAUCUGGAUUUUUUUUCGGCUGAUGUAGCUACAGCAGAGGAAAACUAUGGUUGAUUUGGAGAGCGAAGUACCCCCUCUUCCCCCGAAGUAUAGAUUCAGAGACUUACUCCUCGGGGACCAGAAUUUACAAAAUGAUGACAGGGUGCAAGUAGAAUUUUACGCCAAUGAAAGUACUUUCAAAGAGAGACUUAAACUGUUCUUCAUCAAAAACCAAAGAUCAAGCCUGAGACGACGAGUGUUCGACUUCUCCAUAAAGGUCCUGAGCUGUGUCCUAUACAUGUGUCGUGUGUUGACAGAUGACCCAUCCAAAGGACAUGGCUGCUGGGGAUGCCCUAAUCAAACGUACAUAUUUUUAAAGAUUGACUGGUCUCCCAUAAUAUGGGUCGAACGAAGUCUUGGUAUAUGGGCGUUACAGUUGUCUGUGGCAGUUAUCUGUCUUUUUGAAACUAUUUUGUUGACCUACCUGAGUUACAAGGGCAACAUUUGGGAGCAGAUACUUCGGUUGACGUUCAUCCUGGAGACGGUGAACACAGUGCCUUUCCUGCUCACCAUCCUGUGGCUUCCUCUGCGGAACCUCUUCAUCCCUGUGUUCCUGAACUGCUGGUUGGCCAAGCACGCCUUGGAGAACAUGAUCAAUGACCUGCAUCGUGCCAUCCAGCGAACACAGUCUGCCAUGUUCAACCAGGUGCUCAUCCUCAUCUCCACUCUCUUCUGCCUCAUAUUCACCUGCAUCUGUGGCAUCCACCACCUGGAGCGGGCGGGCAAGAAGCUGACGGUGUUCGACUCCUGGUACUUCUGCGUGGUCACCUUCUCCACAGUGGGCUACGGCGACGUCACGCCCAACGUGUGGCCCUCCAAGCUGCUGGUGAUCAUCAUGAUCUCUGUAGCCCUGGUGGUGCUGCCCAUACAGUUUGAGCAGCUGGCCUACCUGUGGAUGGAGAGACAGAAGUCGGGGGGGAACUACAGCCGUCACCGUGCCCAGACAGAGAAACAUGUGGUGCUGUGUGUCAGCUCCCUCAAGAUAGACCUCCUGAUGGACUUCCUCAACGAGGUCUACGCCCACCCCGGGCUGCAGGACUACUAUGUCAUCAUCCUGUGUCCAACAGAGAUGGAUCCCCAGGUGCGCCGGGUCCUCCAGAUCCCCCUGUGGUCCCAGCGGGUCAUCUACCUCCAGGGAUCGGCCCUCAAGGACCAGGACCUCAUACGAGCCAAACUGGACAAUGCAGAGGCUUGUUUCAUCCUAAGCAGUCGCUGUGAGGUGGACCGCACCGCCGCAGACCAUCAGACCAUUUUGCGAGCUUGGGCUGUGAAGGAUUUUGCUCCAAAGUGCCCCAUUUACGUCCAGAUUCUGAAGCCAGAGAAUAAAUUCCAUGUGAAAUUUGCAGAUCAUGUAGUGUGUGAGGAGGAAUUCAAGUAUGCCAUGUUGGCCCUGAACUGCAUCUGUCCAGCAACCUCCUCCCUCAUAACCCUACUGGUCCACACUUCACAGGGCCGGGAGGGGCAGCAGUCUCCAGAGGAGUGGCACAGGACUUAUGGCAAGUGUUCCGGGAAUGAGGUUUACAACAUCACCAUGAGGGACAGCAUCUUCUUCUCAGAAUAUAUGGGGAAAAGCUUCACCUACACCUCCUUCCACGCGCAUAAGAAGUAUGGCGUGUGUCUGAUCGGGGUGUGCCGGGAGGACAGUAAGAGCAUCCUGCUGAACCCCGGGCCACAGUUUAGAAUGAGCCCCAAUGACAGCUGCUUCUACAUCAACAUCACUAAGGAGGAGAACACUACCUUUAAGACCCAGAGGGAGAGGACGGGUAGCCGGCCCUGCUUGCCAGUACACAGUGUAAUCGCCUGCAUGGGCACUGUGGCCAUAGACCUCCAGGACACAGGCUGUGGGCCCUCUCUCUGUCUCCCCCCGGAGGACAUCAAGGGUAACAGCAGGAGGCCCAGCAUCGGCCCAGUGCUAGAGGUGCCAGACACUUCCUCUAUGCACACAGGUGACCUCUAUAGCGACCAAUCAGAGGACGAGACCAUGCCCUCCAACGAGGACCUAUCAACUGAGGGCUAUAUGAAAGGCUAUCCUCCCAACCUGCCCUACAUCGGUAGUUCUCCAACACUGUGCCAUCUAUUGAAGGAGAAAGUACCAUACUGUUGCCUCAGACUGGAAAAGGGUUGUAAGCAUAACAACUUUGAGGAUGCCAAAGCCUACAGCUUUAAGAACAAGCUGAUCAUUGUGUCAGCUGAGACGGCGGGGAAUGGACUGUACAACUUCAUCGUCCCGCUUAGAGCUUCCUACAGACUAAAGAAAGAGCUGAACCCCAUUGUGCUGCUCCUGGAUAAUCAGCCUGACCCACAGUUCCUGGAGGCUGUCUGUGGGUUCCCCAUGGUUUACUACAUGGUGGGCUCCAUCGAUAACCUGGAUGACCUCCUGCGUUGCGGUGUGUAUUUUGCAGCCAACAUGGUGGUGGUGGACAAGGAGAGCACCAUGAGUGCAGAAGAGGACUACAUGGCUGACGCCAAGACCAUCGUCAAUGUCCAGACACUGUUCAGGUUGUUCUCCAGUCUCAGUAUCAUCACCGAGCUAACCCAUCCCGCCAAUAUGAGGUUUAUGCAGUUCAGAGCUAAGGACUGGUACUCUUUGGCUCUCUCUAAACUGGAGAAGAAAGAGCGGGAGAAAGGCUCCAACCUGGCCUUCAUGUUUCGCCUGCCAUUCGCUGCAGGGAGGGUCUUCAGUAUCGGCAUGCUGGACACUCUCCUCUACCAGUCGUUUGUCAAAGACUAUAUUAUCUCCAUCACCAGGCUGCUGCUGGGCCUGGACACCACCCCGGGCUCUGGCUUCCUCUGCUCUAUGCAGAUCUCUGAGGAUGACCUGUGGAUCCAGACGUAUGGAAGGCUCUAUCAGAAACUGUGUUCCACUGUGGGUGACAUUCCCAUCGGCAUCUACAGGACCGAGUCCCAGACAGCAGAUUCCUCUGAGGAGCAAUGCGAGCCAUCCUCCCAAUCACAGCUCUCGGUGUGUGUGGAGGACUUAGAUGACCCCAAGGAGCAGAGAGACCGAGAACUCCCCCCUGUGGCCGGAGGGCUCCACCGCAGCUCGACCUCCAGCGACCCAUCGGACGGGAAGGCUCCCCUGCUGAGAAGGAAGAGCGUGCAGUGGGUGCGGAAGCUGAGUUGGAGGGGGACUCGAGGGAACCAGCGGGGGGCUCAGAGGGGGGGGCAGCAGGGUCUGAGGGCCAGACGCUCAGAGAGACAGGAGCUGGCCGAGCUGGUCAGCAACAGGAUGAAAAGCCUUGGACUCUGGGCCACGGCUUGUGAUGACAUGAGUGAGAACCAGACCACUCACUCCCACACAUACGUGUUGAUCAACCCACCUCCUGACACCAGGCUGGAGCUCAAUGACAUAGUGUAUAUCAUCCGUUCAGAUCCCCUGGGGUACGUCCCUAAGGCUGGUGACAGCAGGGAGAGUCUGGGAAGCAGCACAUGUCUUGGGGAGCACACCAAGACAGAGACGCCUUUCUGAUCCAUACUUACACACAACCUGCCUAUACUGUUGUGCUGGGGUUGGUAAAAGGGAUAGUUCAUUUUUUUUUGCACCGCUAACUGAUACAAUCGGUUUCCACUAGCAUUGCUACAAUACCAAAAACAUUAACUAUCCCUUUAAUGCCAUAUUUAUGUUUUACGUCCUACGGUUCACAUUGCAUUGUGUAAAGCAUGGGGGGUGGGUGGGGUAGGAAUCAGUAUAAUUUCAGAACGUAUCACCCCAUACUGUAUCUGCUGUUCAAUUGAUACUGAUGUCUUCAAAUCUAUCUCUCUCUUUCACAAUCUGGUCUUUCCAGAUGAUAUACUCAAUGUAGGAAUUUAGGGGUUUUAAAGACACUCCAUGGGGUCAUUGUUUUCACCUUUGGGGUGUGGGGCAAAUUGAACUGUUUAGGCACGCUCUGCAAAGUUCACCUCUGUUCUUAGUAUGCGGUAUACUCCAUGUUAUCAUAAGUACUGUCUAUUUAUUCAUUUGUAGAAUAAUAUGUCAAUCAUGAAUUGUUACUAUACUCAUCUGUUGAAUGUUUGUUGUCGUUAAUAUUGACUGUCAUAAAUUAUGUAAUGUUUACUCUCAUUAUCUAUGCACACUUUGAAAAAAAAAUAGGGUUGCUUUUGAACUGGAUAUGGGCAAAACUUUUCUUCCUUGGCUUAUAAAGGGGAAUUGCACUCAAACUAUAUUUUGUGGUAUUUUGUUUAAUUAGUCCACUGUUGAUACAGUCCCAAAAUGUUUUGCAUGCCAGUAGUCAAGUUGUCAAGAUAUUGGAAUUUUAAGGAGAAAAGUGUCUCCAGCCAUUUUGGGACUGUAUCAACAUUGGACUAAUAAAAAAAAUACCAAAAGAUGCUGUAGUUUUUGUACUUCCCCUUUAAGUUUAUUUAGGCCAGGAUGUAAUGCAAAGCACGUUUAGCACAGCACACUAUAACAGACUUAAAGGUAAUUUGCCAUUGAGCAGGCAUGCCCAGUGUUUACUAUGAUGGCGAUGGUACGUCAGGGAAAAUGUGAACAACAGGGAAAAAACAUUUAAAAGGUGCAUUGUCGGCUGUAUAGGGCACCGUGCUAUAACUCGCGUUGCAUUGAAUCCCGGCCUUAGUUUCUGUAUAUAUUUGACGGUGUCAGUGCACAUUAAUCAACAUAUUAUUAAUGAAUUAUAAUGAAUUAUUUUUUAAUCAUGUUAGACAGUAUGAAUGAAUUGACACGCGUCUUUUUACAUUCAAAACACGGCAUUCAAAUUAACAAUAGCAAAAAAAAGGCACAUGGAAAUAAGCUUCAAGUGUAAAAGCACCAUCAUUUUAACUAUGUAGUUAUUUAUGACCAUGCAUGUAUUGAUCCGUUUGUUUCGGUUUACAGAGCCUCUUUGAUUUGAUUUGAUUUAAUGAUGUCACAACUACAUUCCCAUGAGGUAUUGAGGUGUCAUGCUUAUACUAACCCAUGAUCCAUAUAUGAGCUUAUUGUACUUAACCCACUGUUUUCCCACUUGUUAAACAGUAAUCUGAGUACUAUAUCCAAGCAAUAUACAAUAAUACGAUAUAGCGCUGCACAACCAAAGUGACCCUUUAGUUUAGCAGAUAAAAGACUACCAACAAACAAUGUAAGCAUUAGACAGAUUGAAACAAAUUAAGAGCACUGAGUUCAUGCUUCUUGAAGCUCCCUGGGACUAUGAUGUAUUGGAAUGCUUAUGGUGUGAGUACUGUUGUCAAAUAUUCAUAUUAACUAUGAUAAACUACCUCCUGGCUCUCAAGUAGUUCUGCUCCCUGUUGUGCUUGAUAUCCCAUAAUAUCCUAAAUAUACUGAACAAAAAUAUAAAUGCAACAUGCAACAAUUUCUAAGAUUUUACUGAGUUACAGUUCAUAUAAGGAAAUAAGUUAAUUGAAAUAAAUUCCUAAGGCCCUAAUCUAUGGAUUUCACAUGACUCAGCAGGGGCGCAGCCAUGGGUGGGCUUGGGAGGGCAUAGGCCCACCCACUGGGAAGCCAGGCCCAGCCAAUCAGAAUACGUUUUUCCCUAGAAAAGGGCUUUAUUACAGACAGAAGUACUCCUCAGUUUCAUCAGCUGUCUGGGUGGAUGGUCUCAGGACUGGCGUGAUUACAUGUGGUCUGCUGUUGUGAGACUGGUAAACGUGCUGCCAAAUUCUCUAAAACAAUGCUUAUGGUAGAGAAAUUAACAUUCAAUUCUCUGGCAACAGCUCUGGUGGACAUUCCUGCAGUCAGCAUGCCAAUUGCACACUCCCUCAAAACUUGAGACAUCUGUGGCAUUGUGUUGUGUGACAAAAUUGCACACAUUUUAGAGUGGCCUUUUAUUGUCCCCAGCACAAGGUGCACCUGUGUAAUGAUCGUGCUGUUUAAUCAGCUUCUUGAUAUGCGACACCUGUCAGAUGGAUGGAUUAUCUUGGCAAAGGAGAAAUGCUCACUAACAGGGAUGUAAAUUCAUUUUUGAGAGAAAUAAGCUUUUUGUUCGUAUGCAACAUUUCGGGUAUCUUUUAUUGAAAUAAAAUGAAACCUCAUGAA
Salmo salar (Atlantic salmon) is the source of this 6324-nucleotide messenger RNA. RefSeq names its product potassium channel subfamily T member 2. The record is from RefSeq and is a predicted model, not a curated record. Gene Ontology annotation, biological process: potassium ion transmembrane transport. Gene Ontology annotation, molecular function: outward rectifier potassium channel activity; intracellular sodium-activated potassium channel activity. Lineage: Eukaryota; Metazoa; Chordata; Actinopteri; Salmoniformes; Salmonidae. Gene Ontology annotation, cellular component: plasma membrane.